Hypoxylon trugodes is the source of this 4851-nucleotide messenger RNA. RefSeq names its product ankyrin repeat-containing domain protein. The transcript has 3 exons. Lineage: Eukaryota; Fungi; Ascomycota; Sordariomycetes; Xylariales; Hypoxylaceae. Gene Ontology annotation, molecular function: protein binding. The record is from RefSeq and is a predicted model, not a curated record. Bases 160 to 4608 code for a protein of 1482 amino acids.
AUUUUUCAUUGAUAUUCCCCCUCUAAUGAGCAGAUACCCCAUAGAGGCCGCCGACUAUCACUUCAAGUUUUAAUCACACUUAGUACAGCAUUAGGGGUAACAACAGAGUUCUUUUAGAAUUGAACUUUUGGCCGCAAAAAACGACAGAUCAGUAGCACGAUGCGUAACCCGAAAUUCAAAUCACCUAGGAGCCUAUUUAACUCCCUCAGACGGAGCCGAAGAUCAAAACCAGAACAGGCUGCCAGCACUGCAACCCCUCAUAUUGGAGAUCGCCAACCCCAACAUGACGCCCGGAAUCCAAGCCAGGCAAUUGUGUCGCCAGAAUCAAAUCUUAACGAAAAUAUCCAACACCGACCUGAGUCCUCUCCCACGGGCUUAGAUAUCUCACUUAAUAUUUGGAAUAAGGCAUAUAAUUCCAUUAAAGAAGAAGAUCACGAGCUAGUAGAAACGUAUGAGAAGAUCUUGAGCAAUCAAUUCUUAGAAGACGGCAUUGCCUCAGUAACAUUUGCAACUGUCAACUUAUUUGUUGAUUGCACUGAACAGAUACGUUUCGAACGCAUGAGAAAUGUAGUUUUCAAGUCGAUUGAGAAAUGGGAAAAGCGCAAGGAGCUUAGAGAUGGUGUUAUCGAGGUCGUAGCAUUUGUCACAAAUUUUAAUGGUUUUAUCAGCAAUGCGUUACAAUCUUACCCACCGGCUGCCAUGGCAUGGUCUGGAAUUUGUGCUGCUCUUCCAAUCCUGACUAGUCCCCUCGCUGCCCGUAAUAUGGUUAUGGAUGGUCUUAGUUAUAUCAUGUCUCGAAUGGACUGGUAUGCGGACCUGUCCAACGCACUACUUGAAGAUAAUGCAAAAAUUAACACUCACUCAACGAGACUACGAGAUAAGCUCGAGGAAAAAAUCACCAAUCUCUAUAUGACCCUAUUGAAAUAUGAGAUUCUGAGUGUCGUAUAUUGCUACCACAACCACCCAGUUGUACGAGACAUGAAGACGAUAAUUGGUUUUGAUGACUGGGAGGGCCGACUGCAAAGGAUUAAACUUCUAGAGGUUGAUUUCAGGGACGAUCUGACACAAUACGCCAGUGGAGAGUUCGUCCGGCAUCUCCAUAAGUUAUCACAUUCGAAUGACCAACUUGGCGAGAUCAUCAGCGAUAUUCGGCAAAUUUCUGAACACCAAAGUAUUCUAUUGAAGACAACUCUGGAAAAUCAGCAAACCGAGCAGGCACAUCACCAGAGCCGCCUCACGGGCAAAUUCAAAACAAAUUUAAACUACGAGGAACGGAUGAAAUUCAACCCGGAUCAUAUCCCAGGGACAUGCGAGUGGUUUCGGACACAUGAAAUGUUCAAGCAAUGGCAAGGAAAGGCCAAUGGAUUGCUCCUUGUCUCGGCGGAUCCGGGUUGCGGGAAAUCUGUGCUUUCCCGUCACCUAAUUGAAAAUAUUCCUAUGUCUAAUGACCCAACCGCUACUGUGUGUUACUUCUUCUUCAAAGACUCCCCGGAAGAACGAAGUCUUCCAAACGCAAUAUGUGCUUUGCUUCAUCGACUGUUUUCUUCGAAAAACUUCUUGGCUAGCCGCUGCGAAAAUCGAAUCAACGAUGGUGGACUAAAGAUUCUUUCCGAUUCUACAGCAUUGUGGGGUAUCUUUGAAGAAGCGAUUAACCAACAAGACGCCGGUCAGAUUAUUUGCGUACUGGACGCUUUAGAUGAAUGUGACCCAAGAGAUUGCCGUAUACUGAUGGGGUUAUUACGUUCACUCUACCUACCUUCCCCCGCUCAGAAAGCUCGUAUCAAGUUUCUCGUCACUACAAGAGGUUAUCCAUGGAUUUUGGAUAACUUCAAUGAAUUUGUACCUACUUGUAUCCAUCUCUCCGGAGAAAAUAAAGAGGAGAAGAGCCAGAUACAGAGAGAAAUCAACCUGGUUGUAGAGCAUCGGCUCACCAAACUCUCCCGUCAGAAUAGGUUAUCGCCAGAGAAAGAAAAUCUAAUCCGAAAGGCGUUCCAGGAUCAUGGACUGGAGCAGAGGACUUACCUGUGGGUCAGCCUGGUGUUUGCCGCCUUAGACCAGAACUACGAGGAUACCCGGGAGAGAUGGGAGAAACUGAUUCAAAACCCACCAACGAGCAUCUUCGAAGCAUACAGGAAGCUCCUAGAGCGUGUAAAGCCUAACGACAGAGAUCGAGUAAAAGUCCUCCUAGACCUAAUUCUCGCGGCAGAACGCCCCCUUACCUUGAGUGAGGUGAACAUCGCCAUAUAUGUGCGAGAUCACAUGGACGCCUAUUCAGAAGAUGAGAUAGAUCAUCCUUCUGAUGGGAAUUUUCGUAGAUGGUUAGUCCAGACUUGUGGAUUUUUCGUCACUGAAUAUGACGACAAGGUCUUCUUCAUACACCAAACAGCAAAGGAAUUCCUACUCCAGGACACGGCCAACACCAUUGAAUACAGGUCCGACCAGCCCGGCGAAUGGAAGCAUUCUACCACGAUGACACAGGCGUACCGCUCAAUGGCAGAAAGCUGUAUAGCAUAUCUAUCAUUAGAUAUAUUUCAAAGUAAUCCUUUUAGCAAGGAAAUAUUUGCAUCAAUAGAUCGUGAAUCUUUCUAUACCUUUACUUCCCGUGGGAUAUCUACCCACCAUUACAAAAAUCGCCAAUUCCAUUUCCUCUAUUACGUGAUGGAUCACUGGCUGGAACACUUUCGAAAUGCCCAAGAGUUCGAAGGGGGGGCGAUUCGUGAUAUCAAUUCGAAAUUUGACGCUGCUUAUUUUUCUUUCUUCGACGAUAAGCCGCCGAUCACCAAGCCGUGGUUAGUGAUGAUUGUACGGCUACAGAGGGGACGGCGAAUGUGGGGCAAGGCUUUAGAAUACGGAUAUGAAUGCAUCAAGUAUUCUGAAGGGAAGGAUGAAUUUUUCGGCUCGAUUACUAUUGCAUCGUUGGCUGCUGCAUUCGGUCAUUUACGCCUUCUCCAAAGACAUACCGUCCAGAAUGACGAAACUGGUUUUCGAAUCCCAAAGGUUCUAGGGAGCCCAGAUGAUGAUAGUAAUGAUACAUCGGACGACGAAUCUCCACCGGAAACCCGUCUUCAACCAUUAUUCUUCGCUGUAUUUAUGGGAUACAUCGAUUGCCUCGAAUACAUCCUCGAAUAUACUGUCAAGGUCGAUACCCAAAAUGCACAACAAAAGACACCGCUCCUUGUUGCUAUAGAUCAAGAACAUCAUGCUAUCGUUAAAAUUCUCAUUGACCGGGGCAUCGAUGUCAAUGCUAAAAAUCAAGACGAUCUCACCCCUCUUGACUAUUUAAUACGUAAAACUUUCUACCGCUCCUCGGACAGCAUGCGAUAUCUCCUUUCUGCGGGAGCGAUAUACACUACGAAGUGUGAAACCCUUCUCCAUCAUAUGGCGUGGAUCGAGGACAAUACUCCACAAUUGCAAGCGCUAGAGCGACGGUAUCGACUUGAAUCGUUAGAAGCUACUCGCAUUAAUAACGAAGUGAACACAUUAUCUAAUCUCUUCCAAUCGGCUUACGAAUGUAGCUUUAUUAAAACUUUGGUGGACAGUGGUAUGAGUCCAGACUCGCGGAAUCUAAGGGGAGAGACACCACUGCAUCUGGUCAGGAAUGCGAACUGGAACAUUCUGUUCCUCCUAUACAGUGGUGCUGACGUCAAUGCUCGGGACCAGAAUGGCUAUACGCCUUUGCAUAAGGCUUGCGAAGGUUCAAGAGCAGCUACUGUCGCAUUACUACUUAGAAAUGGCGCCGAUAUAUCGGCGACGAACAAGUAUGGUAACACUGCCUUACACGGUGCGUGCCGAUACUCCGAAACAGCCGUUGUCACAGUACUCAUCCAAGCUGGUGCAUCUAUUCACACCCCUAAUAAGAAGGGCGUGACUCCUUUCAUGGCAGCCGCUAGAAGCUACAAUUAUGACUUGGAAGGUGGCAGGGCAACGCUGGAAUUAUUACUCGACCAUGGCGCCAAUCUAUACGCACAAGACAAUUUCGGCCGGUCCGCAUUACACCACGUCUUUCCGGAUAAGUUGAGCAUUAAGAAGGCGGCAUUCCUACUCAAUGCUGGCGUCGAUUUACAGGCGUGCGACUUCAAAGGGAACACAACUCUACAUAGGGCCUGCCAGAUGCCUGAUAAGGAAUUUAUUCGGUUCUUACUUGGAAAAGGGGCAGAUAUAGAGGCGCGCAACAACCGGAACCAAACACCGUUGCAUACUCUACGCCAUCCCAUAGGCACGAUAGACUAUUUGGACCUGCUUACAAUCUUGGUCGAGAACAAGGCAAAUAUAGAUGCACAGGACAAUGAGGGGUGGACGCCUCUACACGCUGCCUGCAAUAAAGGAGAUAAAUACAUGGUUAAAUACCUGCUUGAGAAGAAUGCAAAUGUCUAUGUGGGGACCAACAUAGGCGAGACGCCGCUAGAUAUCGUUUCUCGACGCCUAAGAGAAGGACGCGCUGGUCGAAAUGAUGAUUCGAAUACUGGUAAAGCAAGAGGUUUCAAUUAUCCUCCGGACGUGGUUACGGAUGAUGAGACGGAUAGUGAUAAGGAUAUUUAUUAUGAAGGAUACAACGAGGUCUUAGAACUGCUAAAACAGCAUAUGAAGAUCAACUCUAAAAUAGCGUGAAAGAAAGUCAUCGUUAGGCAGUUAGUUGGUGUUGUAAAAUCGAGGAGAGGAAAAGAUGUUGUAUUUUCUAAGUUUAAAUCGACGGUCUACUGUUUCUAAGAGUAUCCACAUCGAACUCUCUCUAUUGAAACCUUAUUGGUCGGAAGGCACAGACGACAGGAUCGUCCCGCUUUUAUCAAAAUAUGUACCUAAGUACUUAAUGCCCCACACCCCACCAAACCAGAUCUGAUUUUAUCGGGAAAA